AUGGCGUCGUCGAGCGCGGCUGCUACUACUAGCGAUGGCAACCAGGGCCUCAAGGCUCGAGAUGUCUGCAUCGUCGGCGUCGCCCGCACGCCCAUCGGCGCCCUCCUCGGGUCGCUCUCGUCCCUCCCGGCCACCAAGCUCGGCUCCAUCGCCAUCCAGGGUGCUCUCGAGAGGGCGAAGGUCGACCCGGCGCUCGUGCAGGAGGUGUUCAUGGGCAACGUCCUCAGCGCCAACCUCGGCCAGGCCCCGGCAAGGCAGGCGGCCCUUGGCGCCGGCUUGCCCUACUCCGUCCCCUGCACCACCGUCAACAAAGUUUGCUCCUCAGGAAUGAAGGCUGUCAUGUUUGCGGCGCAAAGUAUUCAGCUGGGGAUCAACGAUGUCGUGGUCGCAGGUGGCAUGGAGAGCAUGUCGAAUGCCCCAAAAUAUGUGGCUGAAGCAAGACGUGGAUCACGGUUCGGACAUGAUGUCCUGGUUGACGGGAUGCUCAAGGAUGGCCUGUGGGAUGUCUAUAACGAUUUUCCAAUGGGAAUGUGUGCUGAACUGUGUUCAGACCAGCACUCAAUCUCAAGGGAGGAGCAGGAUUCUUAUGCUAUCCUCAGCAAUGAACGUGGAAUAGCAGCUCGGGACAGCGGUGCAUUUUCUUGGGAGAUUAUUCCUGUUGAAAUUUCUUCUGGUAGAGGGAAACCACCAGUAGUUGUGGACAAGGAUGAGAGUCUUGCAAAGCUGAAGAAACUUGGGCCAACUUUUAAGAUGAAUGGUUCUGUGACGGCUGGCAAUUCUUCUAGUAUAAGUGAUGGCGCUGCUGCAAUUGUCCUUGUCAGUGGAGAGAAAGCCAAGAAUCUUGGCCUUAAAGUUAUUGCAAGGAUUAGAGGGUAUGCUGAUGCUGCACAGGUUGUUGCUGUAGCUAAUCAGAGGCUUCUUGGUAUCCCUUCUGGAAAGCUAAACUUAAGUGGUGGUGCUGUUUCUCUGGGCCAUCCUUUCGGCUGCAGUGGUGCACGGAUUAUAGUCACUCUGCUUGGGAUUCUUAGGCAGAAAAAUGGAAAAUUUGGUGUUGCUGGAGUUUGCAAUGGUGGCGGUGGCGCUUCAGCCCUCGUUUUGGAGCUCAUGGGGGAUUAG
This is a messenger RNA of Miscanthus lutarioriparius, 1116 nucleotides long. The record is from the annotation of a GenBank genome assembly. Lineage: Eukaryota; Viridiplantae; Streptophyta; Magnoliopsida; Poales; Poaceae.